Rhinopithecus roxellana (golden snub-nosed monkey) is the source of this 1486-nucleotide messenger RNA. RefSeq names its product serine/threonine-protein kinase pim-3-like. NCBI's taxonomy places the organism in Eukaryota, Metazoa, Chordata, Mammalia, Primates, Cercopithecidae. Gene Ontology annotation, cellular component: cytoplasm. Bases 1 to 552 code for a protein of 183 amino acids. Gene Ontology annotation, biological process: protein autophosphorylation; negative regulation of apoptotic process; regulation of mitotic cell cycle. The record is from RefSeq and is a predicted model, not a curated record. The transcript is spliced from 3 exons. Gene Ontology annotation, molecular function: protein serine/threonine kinase activity; ATP binding.
AUGGGGGGCGGGAGCUGCGUGCGUGCGGAGCGCGGGGGCGCCGCGGCAGAAAUCCCGGCAUUGCGGAGCUCGGGGAAGCCGGGGCUCCCCGCCCGCCCCUCCUUUGCCCUCCCCUCUUCCCCCCGCCCCAUUCCCGCAGGCCGCCCUGGCUCUAAGCGUGCUAAGCCCCGUGUCCCCUUAGGCACCCGAGUGUACAGCCACCUGGAGUGGAUCCGCUACCACCGCUACCAGGGGCGCUCGGCCACCGUGUGGUCCCUGGGCGUGCUGCUCUAUGACAUGGUGUGUCUGCUCUAUGACAUCCCCUUCGAGCAGGACGAGGAGAUCCUCCGCGGCCGCCUGCUCUUCCGGAGGAGGGUCUCCCCAGAGUGCCAGCAGCUGAUCCAGUGGUGCCUGUCUCUGCGGCCCUCAGAGCAGCCAUCGCUGGACCAGAUUGCGGCCCAUCCCUGGAUGUUGGGGGUUGACGGGGUCGCCCCGGAUAGCUGUGACCUGCGGCUGUGCACCCUCGACCCUGAUGACGCGGCCAGCACCACGUCCAGCAGCGAGAGCUUGUGAGGAGCUACACCUGACUGGGAGCUAGGGGACCACCUGCCUUGGCCAAACCUGGGACGCCCCCAGACCCUGACUUUCUCUUGCGUGGGCCGUCUCCUCCUGCGGAAGCAGUGAUCUCUGACCCCUGGUGACCUUCGCUUUGAGUGCCUUUUGACCGCUGGUCCCGCGGGACUUGGUUUUCUCAAGCUCUGUCCAAAGACGCUUCGGUCGAGGUCCCGCCUGCCCUGGGUGGAUACUUGAACCCCAGACGCCCCUCUGUGCUGCUCUGUCCGGAGGCGGCCUUCCAUCUGCCUGCCGACCCGGAGCUCUUUCCGCCGGCGCAGGGUCCCCAGCCCACCUCCUGCCCUCAGUCCUGCGGUGUGCGUCUGGGCGCGUCCUGCACACACAAUGCGAGUCCGGGCCUCUGGGCCCGCCCGCCCACGCGAGCCGUACCUGCCGCCAACUCUGUUAUUUAUGGUGUGACCCCGUGGAGGUGCCCUGGGUCCACCGGGGCUAUUUAUUGUUUAAUUUAUUUGUUGAGGUUACUUCCUCUGAGCAGCCUGCCUCUCCCAGGCCCCAGGGGACAGUGGGGAGGCCGGGGAGGGGGUAGCUGUGGUCCAGGGACCCCAGGCCCUGAUUCCUGUGUCCUGGCUCCGCCUGUCAGAAGAUGAACUUGUACAGUGGCUAAUUUAAGGGGAGUGGGUGACCCCGACACUUCCAGGCACUGUGCCCGGGGUGCGGGUUUUAAAUUAUUGACUUUGUACAGUCUGCCUGUGGGCUCUGAAAGCUGGGGUGGGGCCAGAGCCUGAGCGUUUAAUUUAUUCAGCACCUGUGUUUCUGUGAAUGCGGUGUGUGCGGCCAUCGCAGAUGGGGGUUCUUUCAGUUCAAAAGUGAGAUGUCUGGAGAUCAUAUUUUUUUAUACAGGUAUUUCAAUUAAAAAUUUUUUGUACAUAGUGGA